Messenger RNA from Drosophila mauritiana, 2755 nucleotides. It is a transcript of the gene DIP-theta, whose product is annotated as hemicentin-1. The record is from RefSeq and is a predicted model, not a curated record. Gene Ontology annotation, cellular component: neuron projection. Lineage: Eukaryota; Metazoa; Arthropoda; Insecta; Diptera; Drosophilidae. The transcript is spliced from 13 exons. Bases 392 to 2203 code for a protein of 603 amino acids.
UUGACGGUCGCGCCAGUUCGCAGCUCUUAACACGUUGGUGCCGAAAGUCGACGCGCUCGCGUUUCGUCCCUCGCUUUCCGCGAGUCAGCCGUGCCUGCGAUAUCAUCGGAGGACAACAAUAGCUCAGCACUUGGCAUACAUCCGGAGGUAGUUCGAAUAUUUCAACAACGUCUGCUGUAAUGCAUUGGAAAUUUUCGCCAGCCUCUCGGCCCAAAGCUGAGCAACACGGUGGCCAUAAAUAUUUGAGAAUUGCGGAAAAUCGAAAGUGAAGCGCUCGCGCUAAAGCAAGUAUUCUUACGCCAGCUGCCAAGAGGCGCCGCAAUCAGGAGGCAAACAAUUACGAGGAGGACGACAAGGACUAGCAAGCGAGACCGGCGCUAGCAAAAAAAAAAUGAAAAUUAAAAUAUUUCCGCUGACAGCGGAUGCAGCGACAAUUGCCGCGCGUCGCCAGCGCAGACGGGCGGCGGGGAAGCUGCAGCGGAAGCGAGAAAUGCCGGAAAUAUCCUCCCGGCUAAUUGUUGCCACUGCCACCGCCGCCGUCGCCUCGUUUAUCUGCCUCUCCCUCGCGCUACCCGGCUGCGCCGCCCAGGAGAGCGACGACGAGGGGGAGCUGCACCACCUGGACCAGAUGCACCACCAGCACCAGGACUUCAUCAUCGGCGAGUCCGAGGAGCACGAUCACAUUGCCCAUCAUCUGGCUGAAAUGCAAAAUAAGGAUGAGCUACUGGAGGACAUACGCGAGGAUACGGUCGUCAAUGCGAUUCCCGAGAAAGAUCUUCCAAAGUUCGGAGAACUCCUGCAGAACGUGACGGUGCCCGUGAGUCGGGAGGCGGUACUCCAGUGCGUAGUCGACAAUUUGCAGACCUACAAGAUUGCGUGGCUACGUGUCGAUACACAGACCAUUUUAACGAUACAAAAUCACGUCAUAACCAAAAAUCAUCGCAUGAGCAUAACUCACGCCGAGAAACGUGCCUGGAUUUUGCGUAUACGUGAUGUGAAGGAGUCCGAUAAAGGCUGGUACAUGUGCCAAAUAAACACGGAUCCCAUGAAGAGUCAAGUCGGCUAUCUGGAUGUUGUCGUGCCCCCCGACAUACUGGACUACCCGACCAGCACCGAUAUGGUAAUACGUGAGGGCUCCAACGUAACCCUCAAGUGUGCCGCCACGGGAUCGCCAACUCCGACGAUAACCUGGCGACGCGAAGGUGGCGAACUGAUACCGCUGCCAAAUGGCGCCGAGGCCGUCGCCUACAACGGCUCCUUCCUGACCAUCGCCAAAGUGAACCGACUGAACAUGGGCGCCUAUCUCUGCAUCGCCUCCAAUGGCAUCCCGCCAACAGUCAGCAAGCGUGUGAUGCUCAUUGUGCACUUUCCGCCCAUGAUUUGGAUACAAAAUCAAUUAGUCGGCGCUGCCCUUACACAGAACAUAACCCUGGAAUGCCAGUCGGAGGCGUAUCCCAAGUCCAUCAACUAUUGGAUGAAGAACGACACGAUUAUUGUGCCAGGUGAGCGCUUUGUGCCGGAAACCUUUGAAUCGGGCUACAAAAUAACCAUGCGCCUGACCAUAUACGAGGUGGACAUCCAGGACUUCGGGGCGUAUCGAUGUGUGGCCAAAAACUCUCUGGGCGACACUGACGGCGCUAUCAAACUUUACCAUAUUCCCCAAACCACCACGAUGACGACAAUGGCUCCGACGGUCUCGAUCAACACGGUGCCCGUGGUGCUCGUGAAGUACAACAAAGAACAACGAUAUGGCAGCAGCCAGAAUAGUAAUACCAAUCCGUACAACUUCAAUCCCGGCAAUGGCCAACAGAACACGAAGUUGCAACGCGGCAAGUCCAACAGCAAGGGCUCGGAUCAGUCCUCCUCCGGACUGAACAACGUCUUCGUGGGAGCCACUUCCAGCCUGUGGAACUCGCAGGAUCAUCACUCCUCCUCCUCCUCCGCGUCCUCGAGGGGAAGGGAUCACCAUCAGCAGCAGCACCACCAGCAGCAGCAACAAAACCAUGGAUCCGAUCACGGCGCCUCCUAUCGCUCCGAUGGCAAGAGUCCACACCUCACCAAGCACGACGCCAAGUCCUUGACCGAUGACCUGGAUCGCAUGCAGGACCUCAAAGGAUGGGCCAGCCGGCUGGCUCCCGUUUCGCCGAUCCUUGGACUUUCGAUGAUUCUGGGAGUCGGCUAUCUGGGGCCGUGGCCGGGCUAAAAAGUGUACAAAAUGGGCAUAUGGAUAUCCGAUGUUAGUCUAACUAAGAUAAACUACUUUGUAAGCAAUACCCUUAUAAAUCGUGUUGGUCGAAGAACUAUUAUUUUUGUGCUAUGUGGAAAGUUGCUUACUGUAAAAAGUUGUUGAUGUUUAAGGUAAAUCUAAAAUUUAAGUCGCAUUUUGAAGAAGUUGGUGGGAACUGGGAUUCGCAACGGAAAUACAAAGUAUUAGAGUAUAAAACAUAAGGGCUUAAACCAAAGAAUGUUUUAGGCCAAGUGCAUCAGUUGCUGUUUAUAUUUUUGUUAUUAUAAUCAAAUUAUGUUAUGAUCUUUACAAGAGCGAAAGUAUAAAUAGCAGCAGGUGCACGUGUCUACAACAUGAGACUCGAAGCGAGAUUAGAUCUAAGUCACCGAAAUCAGUUGAAACAAAAAAUAUUUUUACUAUUAGCCCAGUUCUAGCUUAGUUUCCAAGCACUGCAAGCUGUAUAAUAACUAUUACAUAAACAAUUUCAUCAUGAUUUAAGUAAAAAUAAAAAUCCGUCUUAAAUCUUGU